Messenger RNA from Frankliniella occidentalis (western flower thrips), 1252 nucleotides. RefSeq lists its product as uncharacterized. The transcript has 4 exons. Bases 103 to 927 code for a protein of 274 amino acids. Lineage: Eukaryota; Metazoa; Arthropoda; Insecta; Thysanoptera; Thripidae. The record is from RefSeq and is a predicted model, not a curated record.
UUGUUACUUUGUUAUUGUUGUUUGUUUACAUCAUCGGCAUUGCACAUUGGUCACAUCGCCGUCAAGAAACAACUCUUUUCUAUUUAAAAAUUAAAAAUAAUAAUGCGGAAAAGUAAUUUCAGAUGCUGGGUACCUCAUUGCUCUAAUUCCAGAAAGCGUACCAGGUCAUCUACUGCACAUUAUCACGCCUUUCCCGUGAAACACCCAGAACGGUGUCGUCAGUGGCUGCAAGUAGUUGGAUAUGAGGAUUUAAUUUACCUACCAAUGCAUUCACUAAAGAUGCGUUAUGUGUGCUCAGAGCAUUUUGUAGAAUCAGACUAUAGCAAAACUUCCUAUAAUGCUAGUCUUUUGCCCUGUGUAAUUCCAUCAAAAUUCCCUUCUGGGACAGUUCCCCUUUCAGAUGAAAUCAUGAAAGAGUGGCCACCUAAAUUGGCUUCAGAUAAAAUCAUUAUUCCAUCAACACUCAACUUUCCAGCAUCUAACGCAUGCACUUCAAAUCAGCCUGAUAAACUCCUGACAUCAGUUGUAUCUGCAGGAAUACUGAGGCCUUCUGACUCUUUAGAGAUUAGAGUACCAUCUUUCCUUGAAAAUGAAUCAAAUAUAGAAAUUAGAGAGCAACUUCCAAAGCCCGUAAAACGGCUGGAAAUUAAAGCAUCCCCAAUACCUCAAUGUGAUUUUAAUGUUCCGGCUGAGCUGGUCAACCAUCAAGAGGAUAAUCCUCUUCCAGAAGAUCAGCUAAUGCAGCGAUUACAACAAAAUACAGGACAGGGGUUGAUGGAUGGGGAUAUGUUACUUGGAUUCAUUGUAAAGCGAGGUUCCACAUUAGAAGUUGUACCUGUUGGCCCAGGUCAUUCGAUGAUGGUAGCAUCAUGUCUUGAAGAGUUGCUAUCACCUGGUUGUGUUGCAUCUUCGAGUGAUGUCAGUUGACCCUUAGUUCAUUAAGAUAAAUCAUAUUUUGAUCAAAAAUCAGUUAUACUAGGUAUUGUGGAAACUUAACUUCUGUGAUAAAAGUAUUAUAUUAUUUUAAUUUUCAUCUUGCAUUGCUAGAAAUUCACUUGUGUCAAAAAAAUAAAUUAUAGGAACAAUUACAAUAAGAUCUGAUUUUGUUAGGCAGUAAAAACAGUUGAUCUCUAGAAAACAUAAUUCAAUAUUUUGUGUUCAAUUUAAAAGAGAAGGGAAUAUGUUCUAUCAUAAGAAAACAGUCAAAUAAUCUACAGUUAUGUAUUUACAGAAAUAUAUAAUGAAAAGAGCA